AUGGGGCUGUUUGCGCGGAGGCCGGACGAGUACGUCCCAGACCUGGAGCUUCUCGAGAACAUUACUAAUUUACCAGCGUCCCAGCCGUACGCUCUCCGUGAAGAGUUGUGCGGGCUAGUGGAGAGAGGGGUGGUCACGCUCCGACGCUGGAGGGGAUAUGCGUCGUGGUAUAGGCUCUCCAGUGCGGCGUCGAACAAACCCGAACCUGCCCUUGAGGUGGCGGAGGCAGAAGCGGCAAGACGGGAAGAAAAGGAAAUGGCAAAGCGGGGGGAGGAAAACCACAGACGACCGAUACCAGAGGGUUUCUGCGACUCGGUGUUCAACGCGAAAUUGAGCCACGUCUUGGGGUUUCCCGAGGGCGCGGGGGACGAGAUGGCGGUGCGAAUGGAGGCGCGUGAGGGCCAAGCGCCAAAAAGGUCGUGGGAAUUCAUGCCCGAUGGCGCAGGCUGUUUCCUGUUGAGUGGCAUUGACCAGUUUCGCCCACCGCACCCCGGCUGGUGA
Molecule: messenger RNA, 501 nt
Organism: Trypanosoma conorhini
Lineage: Eukaryota; Euglenozoa; Kinetoplastea; Trypanosomatida; Trypanosomatidae
Product: putative retrotransposon hot spot (RHS) protein
Exons: 1
Coding region: 1-501 (166 amino acids)
Source: RefSeq, a predicted model, not a curated record